Molecule: messenger RNA, 1148 nt
Organism: Brachypodium distachyon (stiff brome)
Lineage: Eukaryota; Viridiplantae; Streptophyta; Magnoliopsida; Poales; Poaceae
Product: 60S ribosomal protein L10a-1
Exons: 6
Coding region: 246-896 (216 amino acids)
Biological process (GO): translation
Cellular component (GO): large ribosomal subunit
Molecular function (GO): structural constituent of ribosome; RNA binding
Source: RefSeq, a predicted model, not a curated record
GGAAAGCUCUAUGCAAUCUUACCAAAACCGUUACAGAGAAAGGAAAUUACAGCCCACUAACAAGCUACGUGGGCUCCAAUAACGUUCAAGCCCACACAGCCCAUCUCUUCGCUCCCCUCGCACGAGUGUUAGGGUUUAGGUUCCUCGGGGCAUCCCAUUUAAAAGAGGUCUCUAGGGUUUCCACUCCGUCGCGCCGCCUUCCCUCCCCUGCCUCGUCGCGGAACAGUGCUCCCACCGCCGGCGCCAUGAGUAAGUUGCAGAGCGAAGCCCUGAGGGAGGCAAUCACAAGUAUUACCACUAACUCUCGUGACAAGCAGCGCAAGUUCAUUGAAACCAUUGAGCUGCAGAUUGGACUGAAGAACUAUGACCCCCAAAAGGAUAAACGUUUCAGUGGUUCUGUUAAGCUACCUCACAUCCCUCGCCCAAAGAUGAGGGUUUGCAUGCUUGGUGAUGCCCAGCACGUUGAAGAGGCAGGGAAAUUGGGCCUAGACUGUAUGGAUGUGGAAUCCCUCAAGAAGAUGAACAAAAACAAGAAGCUAGUCAAGAAGCUUGCAAAGAAAUAUCAUGCUUUCCUCGCAUCUGAGGCCAUCAUUAAGCAGAUUCCUCGACUUCUUGGACCUGGUCUUAAUAAGGCAGGGAAAUUCCCAACUUUGGUGUCUCAUCAGGAGUCCCUCGAAUCCAAGGUUAACGAGACCAAGGCUACUGUGAAGUUCCAGCUGAAAAAGGUUCUUUGCAUGGGUGUGGCCGUUGGCCACUGUGGUAUGGAUGAGAAGCAAAUCUUCCAGAAUGUGCAAAUGAGUGUGAAUUUCCUUGUCUCUCUAUUGAAGAAGAACUGGCAAAAUGUGAGAUGCUUGUACCUCAAGAGCACAAUGGGCAAGAUGCACCGGUUGUUCUAAGCCAUCAUCUGUUUAGGUCUCUAGAAAUUCGAGGAGUUUGACUACUUGGGAGCUUUUUUAUAUUCAGAGAUCCAAUUUUCGUGCAUCAAGUGAGAAUUAUGCAGUGCGAAUUAUUCUGUCUUGUACUGAGAUGUGUUUAUCUGUUCUGUGGGACUCACGACACUUAGCUAUUGAGCUCGCUCUAAGACAUCAUGGCUAUACUCUUUUGUGCUUCUCACUUAAGUAUUAGAUCUGUCUCUGAGGUUAAUCUGA